Pseudonaja textilis is the source of this 3419-nucleotide messenger RNA. The record is from RefSeq and is a predicted model, not a curated record. NCBI's taxonomy places the organism in Eukaryota, Metazoa, Chordata, Lepidosauria, Squamata, Elapidae.
AUGGCAGAUCCUUCAGCGGAAGUACCUUUUUUCAUGCCACAGCCAGAAAUAAUUGAAUCUGCAGGCAUGAAUGAACCUCAGUGCUACUACAAUGAAACCAUUGCCUUCUUUUAUAACCAAAGUGGGAAAAGUCUAGCAACUGAAUGGAACACUGUGAGCAAGCUUGUAAUGGGACUUGGGAUUACAGUUUGUGUUUUUAUCAUGCUAGCCAACCUCUUGGUGAUGGUGGCCAUUUACGUCAACCGGCGUUUUCAUUUUCCUAUUUAUUACCUAAUGGCUAACUUAGCGGCUGCUGACUUCUUUGCAGGGCUGGCAUAUUUUUACCUGAUGUUUAACACAGGACCCAACACUAGAAGAUUGACUGUCAGCACGUGGCUCCUUCGUCAGGGACUCAUUGACACCAGCCUGACUGCUUCAGUUGCCAAUUUAUUGGCCAUUGCCAUUGAGAGGCACAUCACCGUGUUCCGUAUGCAGCUCCAUACGCGGAUGAGUAAUCGGCGAGUGGUGGUGGUAAUUGUGGUCAUCUGGACUGUGGCCAUUGUCAUGGGUGCUAUACCAAGCGUUGGUUGGAAUUGUAUCUGUGAUCUCACUCACUGUUCUAACAUGGCACCACUCUAUAGCGACUCUUACUUGGUCUUCUGGGCUGUUUUCAAUUUGGUCACCUUUGUAGUCAUGGUGGUCUUGUAUGCUCAUAUCUUUGGAUACGUGCGCCAGAGGACUAUGAGAAUGUCAAGACAUAGUUCAGGGCCUCGCAGGAACCGGGAUACCAUGAUGAGUCUCCUAAAGACAGUCGUCAUUGUGCUUGGUGCUUUUAUAAUCUGCUGGACUCCAGGAUUAGUUCUGCUUCUUCUUGAUGUUUGCUGCCCGCAAUGCGAUGUCCUAGCCUAUGAAAAGUUCUUCUUGCUGCUCGCGGAAUUUAACUCUGCCAUGAACCCCAUCAUCUACUCUUACCGAGACAAAGAAAUGAGUGCCACCUUCAAGCAGAUUCUUUGCUGUCAACGCAGCGAGAGCGCCAACGGACCCACCGAAGGCUCUGACCGCUCGGCCUCCUCGCUGAAUCACACCAUUUUGGCUGGGGUACACAGCAGUGAUCACUCAGUGGUCUGAACAAAAUCCCACCAAGAUAAAUUUAGUGCUAGGUGAAUGCCUAGUGGUGAAGCUAUUGACAACAUUGUUGACAGUCUUUGAAGCAAAAAGAAUAACAACUUUUACAAGUUCUUCUUAUUCACUAAUGGGUUAUAGUGCUUAUUCACCAAUGCCCAGCCCACAAAAAUUCCCUAGGCUAGCUUUCCCCCCCACCUUUUUUUUAAAAGUAUAACAUAAGCAGCUCACAUGGGGAGUUCAAAAAAUAUUUGGACAAGUCAUUUAGGUCACCCAAUUAGCCAUUCAUCAGCGGAUGCUUUUACGACAGUCCUAACACAAAUCAUUUCUACUUCUUUAGGCUUCAUAAGUGCUCCAUUGCCUUUUCAUUCGGGGCCUAAAGCUUUGUUUUCUCCCUUCACCUCAAAUGCAUUUCCAUUUAAUAAUCCAUUCCCCCAUCACUUCACUUUGGGACACACAUUUUCUGGGCAAAGAAUGAAACAGUUUUAACUUUCAUUACAAUGCCAAUAACAAUGAGAACCAUAUCAAAAUAACAGUGAGAAAUAACUGUUUAUAGCUUGUGUUUUAUUAGUGUUUGGAAGCAUGUUGUGUAUAUGCAGAUGCAUUUAAUCCUCACACUGAAAUUAGAGGGAUAUAAAAGUGUUGUUAUCUGACUAUUUUGUCCCUGAAAUUUUAAUUGUCAUUAAUAAAGAGCAGAAGGAAGACUGUAAGUUGCAACAAAAAUCCAAUUUUCUUGUGGCCUUAACGCAGAAACCUAAAAGUUCAGGUCGAAAAGGCAUUUCUUUGUUUCUUGUACCAAGGGGAAGGGUUGUUUUUUUUAAUGAGAGAUGAGACUUAUUUGCCAGAUUCUAAGAUCUGUCCCAGAUUUUAGGGAAGGUUGAUGCCACAGUCCCUAAAAUGGAUGUCUAAGAAGCAAGUCUAUUGUCUGGUGAUCAAAGGCAUGUGAGGAUGGUAACAUCAAGCUCUUUUCCCCCCAUUUUUCUUGAUGUUCCAAACAAAAUCUAUGGCAUGGUACUCAGUCUGUCCAAAUGCUAGAGUGUAAGUGGAGAAAAAGAGAUUGACAGCUGCCCAGGGACAUCCUAGGAGGACUUGCUAUCUAAUUAGGCGGCAGCGGGACUAAGACGUGCCUCUUGAGGUGGAAGAUAAAACCAGGAUUCUCUCCAUCAUUCUCUCCUGCAUGGCUUCUGCCACUCAUUCAUUGCCCAGGUUGUCUGUAAAAAAAUAUCUGAGGAUUUCUCAGAACUCUGUAAACUGAGGUGAUUACUGCAGCUGUCUGUUCAAGAUAGUUUCCAUAGACAUGAUCUCACAGUGCAUUUCUCCAGUAGAUCAACAACUACAGUACUCGGUGUGCUUAGUUAUAAUGAAAGAUAUGAUCUGGGUAUAGCAGGUCUGUGGGUAGUGGGUGGACUACAGUCUAUACUAAUUUACCAUCCAGAGUGAAAAUAUUUUAUAAUGUGGUGGACCUGGUCUUAUAGCCCCUCUUAGAGGCAGCUGUAAGAUGUUGGAGAAAGCAAAGGAAUCCUGGACCUGAAACUGAAUUAGUAUUUUUAUAGUAUCCUCUAGUAAUUGAAAUAGCACCCUAAUUUUACUAUUUAAGAAUGAGAAUUUUGGAGCACUGUCUCUUAUGUAAUUUUAUUACACCCAACUGUUUCUUGGCUCAAAGUGCAAAUUCCAUUCAUAGUUUUUACACAGAACUCCAUGAAAUAAGUAUUUGACAGUAAUCAAAUCCAACAAAUAAGUCUUAAGAAUGAGAAAAGUGACUUUUAAAUGUAACAUUUCUCUUUGUAAAUUCUUAAGAUCAAAUAUAAAAAUGUUUACACUGAAGGCUGGGGAUUUUUAGAAGCACUUGGGACCAUUAUGAAUAAUUGUAUAGUGAUGGCAAUUUGCAGAAGUCCCCUUCUAUGUUGAAAAUCUGCCUAUAUAAGAAAAUUUUCUUAGAACUCUUGUUCAACCAAAUCGAUUAAAUGCUUUCAAAUGAAGGAUAAUAGAUUUGAGCUAGUGUCAUGUUUAUUUGGAUAGAGUAGGUAGAUUUCUAAGAACAAAAUAUAGCAAUGUCAAAAAGAUAGACUAUUUAGCGAUGUACAAAGUGACUAGGUUAAAAUUAAAGGGAAGUAGGCUGAUCCUACCAGAGGGAAUAUAGGAAUCAUGAAAGGUUCAUCUAAUGAAAAAUACUAUAUUAAUUUCAUAAUGAAAUUAAGAUCAGUGAGCCCAUUUGUCUUUACUUAUGUAACUUGUAUAAUAAAACAGAUCUGGCUGUUAGAAAGUUUUAAAAUACACUACAUGCUAAGCCACUAAUAAAAGUUUUUUCAAUAAGUAUA